AUGAUCCUGGCUGUCAUCUUGCUUUGGCAGAUACAAACAUCCCCUACUUCGCUUGGGACCUCACCGAUGUUUCUCAAAGACAUAAUCCGAUAUAAGCAGAUAAAAUUCAUAUCUGCCGAGAAGAGUCCUCUGUUUGGGACCCCUGGUCCAGAAACCGAUGCCGCUUGGGAUAGACUUAUUGACGACGCAAGCCUCCGCCUAAGUCAACCAGAACUAGCAAGAUUCAAUUCCUCGUCGAUCGACCUGCAAGACAGUCCAGGGAAGUUGGCUUGGCUAGAGGUCUCGCAUCAGAUACAUUGCGUUGAUUACAUACGGAAAGCAAUCAAUCGCAACCACUACUAUGCGGAGCUAUCCGAUUCAGAUUGGCGGAAAUAUAUCAACCCUCAUGUCGACCACUGCCUUAAUGACAUGGUGCAGAAUAUCAUGUGUCGCGGUGACACUACUCCGAAGUUUUUUGAAUGGGAGACCGAGCGUAUUAAACCUGUGAUUACUUCCAAUUACCAUCUGGCACGAACAUGUGUAGACAUGGACUAUCUCAAAGAAUCAAUUAGACAGCGGGUGGUCUCGCACGAAGAGAUGAGACGGCUGAAAAAUCCUCUGCUAGAUCAAUAG
Talaromyces marneffei is the source of this 612-nucleotide messenger RNA. RefSeq lists its product as uncharacterized. Gene Ontology annotation, biological process: mycotoxin biosynthetic process. NCBI's taxonomy places the organism in Eukaryota, Fungi, Ascomycota, Eurotiomycetes, Eurotiales, Trichocomaceae. Bases 1 to 612 code for a protein of 203 amino acids. The record is from RefSeq and is a predicted model, not a curated record. The transcript has 4 exons.